Mus pahari (shrew mouse) is the source of this 7334-nucleotide messenger RNA. It is a transcript of the gene P3h2, whose product is annotated as prolyl 3-hydroxylase 2. Gene Ontology annotation, molecular function: procollagen-proline 3-dioxygenase activity; iron ion binding; protein binding. Gene Ontology annotation, cellular component: endoplasmic reticulum. The record is from RefSeq and is a predicted model, not a curated record. Lineage: Eukaryota; Metazoa; Chordata; Mammalia; Rodentia; Muridae. Gene Ontology annotation, biological process: collagen metabolic process. Bases 103 to 2214 code for a protein of 703 amino acids. The transcript is spliced from 15 exons.
GAUCGGCGCGCUAACCCUCGGAGUCGGAGCGGGGCUCGAACGUGAGUUGCGGCGGGGCAGGCAAGGAGCGCGACGGUUCCCCCUCCACGGGUCCGGCGGAGGAUGCGGGAGAGCACGUGGGUGUCGCUGCUGUUGCUGCUACUGCUGCCCGCGCCGCAGCGGGGGGGACCCCCGGACGGUCGCCGGUCCCCGGAGCCGGAGCCCGAGCGUGGCCCGCUGCAGCCCUUCGACCUGCUCUACGCCAGCGGUGUGGCUGCCUACUACAGCGGCGACUACGAGCGAGCGGUGCGGGACCUGGAAGCCGCCCUGCGCAGCCACCGGCGCCUACGGGACAUCCGCACGCGCUGCGCCCGCCACUGCGCGGCCCGCCGCCCGCUCGCGCCCCCCGGCGCCGGCCCCGGAGCCGAGCUGCCCUUCUUCCGCGCGGUGCUCGAGCGGGCGCGCUGCUCCCGCAGCUGCCAGAACCAGCGGCUGGGCGGCCCCGCGUCCCGCCACCGCGUCAGCGAGGACGUGCGCAGCGACUUCCAGCGCAGAGUUCCCUACAACUACCUGCAGAGGGCCUACAUCAAGCUCAACCAGCUGGAAAAGGCCAUGGAAGCAGCUCACACGUUCUUCAUGGCGAACCCCGAGCACAUGGAAAUGCAGCAGAACCUAGAGGACUAUAAAGCCACAGCAGGAGUGGAAGCCCCCCUGGUAGACCGAGAAGCCAAGCCACACCUGGAAAGCUAUAACGCUGGAGUUAAACAUUAUGAGGCUGAUGACUUUGAAGCAGCAAUCAAGUACUUUGAACAAGCUUUAAGAGAGUAUUUCAAUGAAGAUAUGGAGUGCCGUGCCCUAUGUGAGGGACCUCAGAGAUUUGAGGAAUAUGAGUACUUAGGGUAUAAAGGUGGUCUUUAUGAGGCAAUCGCAGAUCACUACAUGCAGGUUCUGGUCUGUCAGCAUGAGUGUGUGAGAGAACUCGCCACCCGCCCAGGCCGCCUCUCACCAGUCGAGAACUUUCUUCCCUUGCAUUACGACUACCUCCAGUUUGCCUACUACAGAGUUGGUGAAUACGUGAAAGCCUUGGAGUGUGCCAAAGCCUACCUGAUGUUCCAUCCAGAUGAUGAGGAUGUCCUGGACAAUGUAGACUUCUAUGAGAGUCUGCUGGAUGACAGCACUGAUCCAGCAUCCAUUGAGGCCCGAGAGGAUUUAACAGCAUUUGUCAACCGUCAUAAACUUGAAGCUGAACUGAUCAAGUCAGCUGCAGAGGGCCUGGGAUUUUCAUAUGCUGAACCGAAUUACUGGAUCAGCUAUGGAGGACGGCAGGAUGAGAACCGAGUCCCCUCAGGGGUGAAUAUGGAUGGGGCAAAAGUUCACGGAUUGUCAAUGGGGAAGAAGUCACCACCCAAGAUAGGUCGAGACCUAAGAGAAGGCGGCCCUCUGCUCUACGAGAACAUCACCUUCGUCUACAACUCGGAACAGCUGAACGGGACUCAACGGGUGCUUCUCGAUAAUGUCCUGUCGGAGGAGCAGUGUCGGGAACUCCACAGUGUGGCCAGUGGAAUCAUGCUGGUUGGUGAUGGAUACCGAGGGAAAACGUCACCUCACACACCCAAUGAGAAGUUUGAAGGAGCCACUGUUUUGAAAGCACUCAAAUUCGGUUAUGAAGGCCGGGUGCCCCUGAAGAGUGCAAGACUGUUCUAUGACAUCAGCGAGAAGGCUCGGAAGAUUGUGGAAUCCUAUUUCAUGCUGAACUCAACCCUGUAUUUUUCCUAUACACACAUGGUCUGCCGAACAGCCCUGUCUGGGCAGCAGGAUCGAAGAAAUGACCUCAGUCACCCCAUUCACGCAGACAACUGCCUGCUGGAUCCAGAAGCCAAUGAAUGCUGGAAGGAGCCUCCUGCUUACACCUUUCGGGAUUACAGUGCUCUCCUGUAUAUGAAUGACGACUUUGAAGGAGGAGAAUUCAUCUUCACCGAAAUGGAUGCUAAAACCGUGACUGCCUCUAUAAAACCAAAGUGUGGUCGAAUGAUCAGCUUCUCAUCUGGCGGCGAGAACCCUCAUGGGGUGAAGGCUGUCACCAGAGGCCAGCGCUGUGCUGUGGCACUGUGGUUUACCCUGGACCCUCUUUACCGAGAACUGGAGCGGAUACAGGCAGAUGAAGUGAUUGCCAUCUUGGAUCAAGAACAGCGCGGGAAGCAUGGACUGAAUAUUAACCCCAAAGAUGAGCUAUAGAAAAGAGAGUGCUCUAUUGAAUAUUUAUUUAAAUAGAUAAUCUUAUGAGAACCUUUUUAUUUUUGUACAGAGCCGUGGUAUAAAUUAACAGGAUACUGAAAGGCGUUCGAUGUUUGCCCCCCUGUCCCCGACGUUGCUCACUUUGCUUUCUUCCGCUCUUAAUUGUUUUGCUUCAGUUCAUCAUUCAGAGCCCAGUCACACCCUCAAGUACCCACCACACUGAGUCACAACACCCACACGUUCCAUGCCACACCAGUAAACAUACAACACGAAUACACUACAGAAGCGCACACAAGCCACUUAUACAUGGCACAAACUCCCAAACAUGCCACACAUACAAACAUGAGCAUACCCAAACACAUACCACCCAGAUACACAAACACUACAUCGCAGGCACGCACAUGCGCGCGCGCGCGCGCGCGCGCGCACACACACACACACACACACACACAGAGAGAGAGAGAGAGAGAGAGAGAGAGAGAGAGAGAGAGAGAGAGAGAGUUAACUUGCUGCAUAUUCACAAUCUCAACAUGAUAAGCUUGUACUUAGCACCUCAGAGCUAGAGUGUGCCCCGAGUCUAAAAGAUAGGAUGUGAAUUGGUCUCAGGCUUCCAUGGUUUGCUGCCUUUCCCCCAUCACCUUUCAUGGCACUGAUGGCUGAGAGUUCAGACUCUUCACAGCAAGCUUGCCUCAUGUCUAGGAGCUCCCAGGACACAGUCUGCCUGGCCCCAAGAAUCAAGAGAGCAGCCUCUUUCAGGCUUGAGGAAGCCACCACUGGAAUAAGGACUAUGACACGGGGUCCCCUUGGGUAGAACGUUAGGACUGGUAUUUUCAACAGAAGUUCUGAUUCCCCUCCACAGUGCUCUGUAAGGAGAGCACUUAAAUAGGCACACAGAGGUUCCAGCAGUGUAGGUUCACCCCAGUGGUGAUGGAUGAAUGGAUGUCUUUAAUUGCCCUGCCCUAGGCACUCUUGCUGCUGGAGAGAGGCUCCUGCUGGUAUUAAAUCAGAAUUGUUUCUCACAGGCUGCGCCUCAGCUGCCUCUGUUGGGCAGCCUCCUCUUCGUGCUGCUGUCAGCUCAGAGAGGCAUGCUGUGUCUGAAGUGUUUAAUAAAGGGAUCCUUGUUACAGCAUUCGUCUUCUGAUGCACAGCUAUUUUAUCUUCCGAUGAUGCUUUUGUAACUAUCUGGGACAACCCAGGAACAAUGGACCAUGACAACUCUGCCAGCAGACAGGGGCCUGCAAGAAAGUGGGUAGCUUGCUUUGGAGGGAACAGGACUGGCUAGCAAGCUGGGGGGUUAGUUCAGAGAACUUGAAGACUUAGGGGUUCAAGGCUCUGCUCGCAGACCGCGCCCACUCUUGCAAUGUGCUCCAGUGAGGUGAGGUUCACUUCCUGCCAUUUGUGAUCUGGUUCGGGGUAAGAAGAUUUGCUCAAUGGGACUGAGAAAUUCAACUACAGUGCUGUGUGCUGUUGGCCAACCACUGCCAAACCAGAAUUCUGGAUGCUACUCUGCCUGGGUAGGUUGGGCAAAGCUCUCAAUUCCCAGGUGACCUAAAGCAGUUAACUCCCUUCCUCUUUCUGGACUCCAGUUCCUCUUCUGGAAAUGGUGUAAUUCAUUAUCAUUGUUUCCAAAACCUUAUGCCAGUAGCAAGACUCAUUUUAGAAAUAUUGAAAAAUACAAGCAAAAAAAAUUUUUUUUUUUUCUGCUAACGUCUGAGAGUGGCAAGUUAUGUCACCACAGGUGUAUGCGGCUAUGAAAGUUUUACCCUGACUUUGGGGUUGACAGUUCGUGAUAUGCGAAGAAGUUAAUUUGUUUGUUCUCCACUGCAAAGCACUUGCUGGCACUAAAAACUCCAUGGUAGACAGAUCUGGGCAAGGAUCUAAUUUCUGUUUUCUGGUUACAAGACAUCAACAAAGAAAUCAGACCUUGACUCUGCACAGUUCUUGUUUCCUGGGUGUGCUCGUGCCCUGGGAGAGGCAACGGCUUCAGCAGAGGAUGUGCCAUCCAGCCCGUAGAAAGUGGGCAAGCGCCUCAGUAGAUGCCGCCACUGUUGUGUGCGAUCCCAUCGUGUGUCACGCUGACAGCAGGGAGUGGUUGUUCCCGUUCUGCUGGUUGGCCAUGUUGCUUUACACCUGGAACAUUGAAGAUAUACUAAAGCAUUUGGUUUUUUUUUUUUUUUUUUAAUCUGCUCCACAUCAAACCAUGCAUAAUUUCAUUCAAAUAUUUAGGGAGUGCCAUCAGAUGACUUAGGAAAGCCAAACUCAGAAAUUAGAGUCUAUAUGUUAAAUAGUCCUGUUUGCAAAGAAGUGGAAAAUCCCAUACGAAUUUUGGUACUUAUGAGGGCUGAAGAAAGCCAAAGAAGUUACAAUCCAAUUCCCUCUUUCACUUUGACAUGAUGCUGUGAUGAUGGAGUUAGAGCAGACAGGAGCAGAACUGAAGCCAGAGCUGUUGGAAUAGGGGAUGCAAGAAUGCCUUGCCUGUGAGGCUAAAAUCUAGAUGCAGGGCUCCCUCUACCUAGAGAAUGGGUACCUUUAUCUCUUUGGCCAAACAUGGAACUUGCCCCCCUCAUCCUUGCCUCUCCAGGUUUGGAUUCUUCCACCAGGGCCAUCUUUUCCCUUGUUGACACAAAUAGACUCUGUGCUCACAGCAGAGUAAAUAACCAAGUCCCACUUUUAUCACUUAAGGACCAUUCGUCCCUUUCUUUUUCAAAGUUCUAUAUUUCAAAGGUUGGUUCUCAUCAUCAUAAUACUGUAUUGAACAGAUAUAACACUACACAUGCUCAUUCCUGAGGAAUGCAUACAUGUUCUAAGCGUGGGAUACAAUGCCCGUUUAACAGCGGAAGACCGAGAGAGCCAUGAACACUGUGUAGUGAGUGCCUGUGGACACUUCCUUGACUUAGGAGCAUGGCGCCUGAGGAAGAAGAAAGAUCUUACCAGAGAGAAGUGAAACAAUCCGAGAACUGUUGCUCUCUCUGUCCGCCAUCUGCCCAGGCCUCGCUAAUUUGCUAACAGGAAAGGUUUGAUUUUAUAGAAGCACGUAAACUCUUUUUCUUUUCCAACUAACAGCUGCGGGACAACAUGCAUCUCCUUCUGUUCCAUGAGACACAUCGGACACAAUUCCCUAAUUCAACUUGCUUCUAUAUCCUUCAUGAAACAUACCAUGACAGGCCUAGGGAUCAGGGGGGAAUCAUGGAUGCUGUCUCUUUGCUGACCCUUCAAAGGCAAAGAUUGCCUUCAACUUAAACUUAGCAAGGACUGACCUAGGACAGUGAGACCUGAGAUGUGAGGUAGGUGCCUUUCUGUACAGCCUGCCUCUCAGCUGACAAGGACCUCUCCGUUUUCCUGGCUUUUCAUCAUUAGCACAUAAGUAACAUUUCUUUGGCACGUACUCAGCUGAAGAGGAGCCACAGAAUGAGUCAGUUCCAUUUAAUAAUUUAUACCUAUGAAUUUUAAUUGAAGUACAAAUGCUGAAUUAUUUCACAGAAGACAGCCACAGGGAACAACUCCCUCAAUGACGUCAAGGAAGGAGUAAUGGGGCCACCUCAGCAGCUCCUCAUGCCAAAGCAUUAAGUAUUCUGAGGAAGCCGACAUUGUCGUAGCUGGAAAGUGGGGAAAGGGAGACUGAUCCCACACCCUGAACUCUUGGGGGCAAAGAGGAACCAUUUGGCAAAAUUUCCAAACUAUAAGACCCUGGGUUUCUUCCACCUAUCACUAAGAAGCCUGUGGAAUGAUGUUGCCUUCCCACACGGUCCCAGCAGCCCACCCGCAAAUCUGCUCCCUGACAAUUGGAUGUUUUCAAUUGGAGACACAGGGUCUGGUUUGCUUUUACCUGGUUCAUAGCUUCGGACUCAUGGAGACAAUUCACCUUUGAGCUCACUGCUGGGAUGGAACAGUGUCUCUGUCAGACUGUCAAGGUCUCGGUUGCCUCCUCCUCCUCCUCAUACUUCUGCUCCUCCUCAUCCUCCUCAUCCUCCUCCACCUCCUCCUCCUCCUCUUCCUCUCUCUCUUCCUCCCUGCAGAACACAAUGUUUGCUGUGCCCACUACUGCACUGACCUCUGAGAGCCAACAAUGACAAACUUGGAACAAUCUGAUCAUUGAUCCUGAUCUGUUAUACAAUGGAUGGCAGAGGCCAUGUGAAAGGCUUGAAUUAGUGAAUCAUCUCUGACUUCAGAAAUCUUAUUAUGAAGCCAUAAUACAAUAACUGAAGAAUAUAUUCCUGCUCCUCUCCACGUUCCUGAAACGAGGCUAGGGAGGGGGGGAUAUGAUUGGCUGUUCAUUCACUGUAAAACAUACCUUUUUCUGGUCAUGGUAGUUGUGCAUCAGAAGGAAGCAGAAGCCAGGAGAAGAAGAUGACCGGCUUCUCUUUCCUCCGUAGGACAAUAAAAGAGCAUCCAGGAGAAAGGUUGGGAGCCAUUUCUGGUAUUUGCCCCUCUCAUUUGCUCACACCCCUUCUGUCUUAGGUAAAUAAGAACGACCCUUUUUCAUCAGGGCCUCCACUCCAACCUCAGACUUGAUAUUAAUCUUAUUUAUAUAUGGAAACCCUUCCCUAAGCUCUUCUUCUCUGAGUUGAAUGCCUUCCCCCAUGAAGGCAGGUCCCUGACACAAGUCUCAGGAGUCCUAUAGACCUUAGUUAAAGCCUUCUCCUUUACAGAUUCAUGUUUUCACCCUUGAGUUACAUCUGGUAGUGGGUGGGGUAGAAGCAGGGACCGGGCAAGAAUUACUGGCCGUGUCUCAUCUUUUUCCACUCACUAACCAUAUAUCCCAUUGUUUCAAAGACUUAUAAUCACAGUUGGCAUUUAUAAUGCAUUUUAUGAUCUUGAAGCACUUGGCAUUCGUAUAUAAAUACAUAAUUAUGAGAGACGUUUAAUACAAUCUUUAUUUUGUAGAUAGGGGGAAAGAGGGAGUCUCAGGGAAGAAGGAUGAACAAAGCUUUUGAUCAUUACUGAGUUUGUUUCUCAGAUAGGCUUGAGUGGCUAUGUAAAGACCAGGAGUAUACUAAGAAUAAAUGAAGGGACUCAGAGUCAAGUGAAGGAAAACUGAGGUCAAUGAAUUGGCAACAUAAAAUAAAUAGUGUUGUGCGUGAGUUAUGCCAGAUGUAGGAAGGAAAGGCCAGAUGAAUUCA